GAUCCGACGACGCCCCUGAUCCGAUGUUGUCCAAAGAGUCAUUGGAACUUAAUUGAACUGUCAGUAAUUUGUGAGAAACAUUUGAUUGUGAAAGCGGUCGAUGGAUGUCAAAGCCAUCAUGGCAGAACAUGCAAUAGCAGAUGCUGCUUUCAUGAAGCAUUCCUGUUGCAAGCAUUCAUUGCCGUCUCAAGUCCUGUUACAAGGGCAGCAAAGCCAUAGCACAGCCUUCACCAUGCCUGUCGUGGUGGAAGUUCUGUGUGGAAGGCACUUCUUCAUCGAGAAUCCAAACUGCUUCACGCAGUUCACUCAUCAAGGCCAGACCUACAGCACGGACACGCACACUUCCGCGACCAGCCCCAAGUGGGAGAAGAACAAGUUCGAGUUGGAUCAUGACGACAAGGCCUUGAAACUGCACUUCGAAGUCAUGACGCGCCAGGGCCGCUCGCCGCUGCGCAUUGCCUCCGUGACUGUGGAGUGGCCCGACUUGCAGCCGGGUGUGCAUGCAGUGGAUGACUAUGUGGUGAAGCCCGAGGCCCCUGGUGUCAAGGACACCGCGGCCAUCCGGGUGGCCUGUACGUUGACGACCGGCUGGAAGCCCAAGCGAGAGCCCACACGGAAGGCGCUCUUCGUGGGCAUUUGCUACAAGGGGACCCCCCAUGUGCUGCCUCAGAGCGACCGCGAUGCCGAGCAGAUGAAGGUCUACCUUUGUGACAAGUGGGGCUUCGUGGAUUCUCCGGAGCACACCAAGCUGCUGAAGGACGGGGCGGGAAGCAAGCCGGAGACGAAGCCGACCAAGAGCAACAUCCGAGCUGCUUUGAGUUGGCUGGCGCAUGACGCAGUGGCAGGUGACAGCCUCCUUUUCUUCUACAGUGGACAUGGAUCUCAGAAACCCAAUCUCCACGACCGUGAGAAGGAUGGCUUCGAUGAGGCAUUGGUGCCUUGUGAUGUUGAUGAGAAUGGGGUUCUGGUCGAUGAUGAGAUCAAUGAACUCUUGGUGCAACCUUUGCCGGAAAGGGUGAGGCUGACCUGCAUUCUGGACUGCUGUCACAGUGGCAGUGGCUUGGACUUGGCUUACCGCUGGAGCCCCUACAUGACGGAGAAGGGAUGGAAGCUGGACAAAGGAGGCUACUAUUCAGAUGCAGAUGUGAUUUGCAUCUCUGGCUGCGCGGACGAUCAGACCUCCACGUCAGUUCCUAUCCUUGGACUUGGAAGACCGGAGAAUCUCCCUCAGAGGGAUGGCAUGCCCUCGGGGCUGUGUGCAGCUUCGCUUUGUGUGGCCAUGGAAGUGCAUGAAGAGCAGUGCAAAAUGAAUUGGAUGGAGAUGCUGAAUAUCAUGGCCACUGUGCUCAAAGACAUGGAUUUCAAGCAAGAAGUGCAGCUUUCAAGCAGUCAGAAGUUCGAUCUCACUCGGCAGUUCGGCUUUCAUGACUGCAUCCCCAACAGCAACAAGUUCAGGGGUGCCGUGGACGGUGGCGAUGGAGGCCAUCCAUUCUACUCGGCUCGCAAUUUGCUCCAGGAUGAGAAGUUCAUGUCAAGUGAUGUCAUGGUUUCAAUGCAACGGGCAGGAUUGGUGCAGCCACUCAAGCAAGCACAAGCUGAGCUCGUCGUGUUGGAUCCAGCAGUUUCACCCAAAUCCUCCUGGUGUUGCUGUUAGGGGGUAAGAAGAUCCAUGAUUUUCCUUCUUCUGGGAGCCAUGUGCUGCCCAUUUCUGUAACGGUAGAAUGCUGUGAUGAUCUGUGAUGUGUUUGUGACAAUCAUGCUACUUGGAGCCCGAAGAGGCUCGACUGCGGGGGCAUGUGAAAA
Messenger RNA from Durusdinium trenchii, 1803 nucleotides. Lineage: Eukaryota; Dinophyceae; Suessiales; Symbiodiniaceae. The record is from the annotation of a GenBank genome assembly.